AUGACAGCCCACACGGUUCGGUCUGAGACUUCAACAAAGGCUCCUCAAACACCUCACAAAACAGAUUGCUCUACGGAAGUGGACGAAAAAGGAGCGUUGUGCGAAAGCUGGGCCCGAGGUGGCUUGUGCCACUCUCAUCGUCCGACAAUGCUCCUGAUCUGUCGCAAGACCUGCCUUUGCGGCAGCGGAUUGUCGCGAUAUUGA
Ostertagia ostertagi is the source of this 204-nucleotide messenger RNA. NCBI's taxonomy places the organism in Eukaryota, Metazoa, Nematoda, Chromadorea, Rhabditida, Trichostrongylidae. The record is from the annotation of a GenBank genome assembly.